Molecule: messenger RNA, 375 nt
Organism: Exophiala dermatitidis NIH/UT8656
Lineage: Eukaryota; Fungi; Ascomycota; Eurotiomycetes; Chaetothyriales; Herpotrichiellaceae
Product: F-type H+-transporting ATPase subunit H
Exons: 3
Coding region: 1-375 (124 amino acids)
Biological process (GO): proton motive force-driven ATP synthesis
Source: RefSeq, a predicted model, not a curated record
AUGGCGCAGUCACUGAGAGCCAGCACUCGAGUCCUAGCUCGCAUGAGCUUCCGAACCAUGCAGGCUCCUCGUCGGAGCUUUGCAGUUUCGUCAGUCUCGAAGAUGCCCGACCUGAUUCAGGACUUGUACUUGAAAGAGCUCCGAGCAUAUAAGCCAGCACCGCAAAAGGCAUCCGACGCUGAAGGCCACGUCCAAAAAUUUACACCCCCUCCCCCACCAAAGUCUCCGGAAGAAACCAAUCUCGCUAGUGAAAUGAAAGAAUAUGAAGAACAGGUGGUGGAAGUCGAAGGCCAGAGCGCGGCUGGCGAGACACAGGCGGAGGAAGACUUCUUUGAGGAUAUUGAGGAGGACGAUGAUGAACCUGCCCACCAUUAA